This is a messenger RNA of Corythoichthys intestinalis (scribbled pipefish), 1705 nucleotides long. It is a transcript of the gene nucb1, whose product is annotated as nucleobindin 1. Gene Ontology annotation, molecular function: calcium ion binding. The transcript is spliced from 12 exons. The record is from RefSeq and is a predicted model, not a curated record. Gene Ontology annotation, cellular component: extracellular exosome; endoplasmic reticulum-Golgi intermediate compartment. Bases 108 to 1445 code for a protein of 445 amino acids. Lineage: Eukaryota; Metazoa; Chordata; Actinopteri; Syngnathiformes; Syngnathidae.
UCAAACCUAGCAGCAGUAUUUCACAUCACGUUUCUCGGCGCGAGUUUAUGACGUCAUUACAUCCGAUGCCAAGGAACUGUGAUUGAAUUGUGCUACCAGGCUACAAAAUGCGUAGGAUGAAGUUGAAAGGAGCCUGGCUACUGCUGCUUCUUGCAGUCUCUGCGCUGUCGGUGCCCAUCGACCGCAACGACGUCCAACAGGAAGUCAAAGACGGAGUUCAAGAGGAGAACAUGGACACUGGUCUGUACUACGACCGAUAUCUCCGAGAGGUGAUCGAGGUGCUGGAGACGGACCCACAUUUCCGGGAGAAGCUCCAGACUGCCAACACGGAGGACAUCAAGAAUGGACGCUUGAGCAAAGAGCUGGACCUUGUCAGUCACAACGUUCGAACGCGUCUGGACGAGUUGAAGCGGCAGGAAGUUUCCCGCCUAAGGAUGCUGCUCAAGGCCAAGUUGGACAGCACCAACACGCAGAGUUUGCAGAUGGACCAUGCUACCCUGCUCAAGCAAUUUGAACAUCUGGACCCGCACAACCAGAAUGCCUUUGAAGCCAAAGAUCUGGAGCUGCUCAUUUCCACAGCAACUAAGGACUUGGAGAAUUACGAUGCGGAGCGCCACGAGGAGUUCAAGCGCUAUGAGAUGCUGAAGGAGCACGAGAGGCGUGAGUACCUGAAGGGUUUGGACCAAGAAAAGCGUGAGAAGGAGGAGCAGCGUAUGCAGGAACUCAAGGACAAACAUCGACAGCACCCCAAGGUCAAUGCGCCAGGUAGUGUGGCUCAGCUGCGAGAAGUCUGGGAGGAGACUGAUCGAUUGGAUCCCAAAGAGUUCAACCCAAAGACUUUCUUCAAACUGCACGACACCAACGAGGAUGGCGUCCUGGACGAGCAAGAGCUAGAGGCGCUUUUCACCAAAGAGCUAGAGAAAGUCUACGACCCAAAAAAUGAGGAGGACGACAUGAUGGAGAUGGAGGAGGAGAGACUGAGGAUGAGGGAACACGUCAUGAAAAACGUGGACACCAACAAAGAUCGACUGGUCAGCCUGGAUGAGUUUCUCAAGUCCACAGAGAAGAAGGAGUUCAACACCGCAAAGGAAUGGGAGACUUUGGACGCAAAGCCGGCGUACACAGAGGAGGAGCUUCAUCGCUUUGAAGCGGAGCUACGUGACAAAGAGGAGGAGCUGAAGAAGAGGGCAGACACGCUUCGUCAGGAGCAGGAGUUGCUGAAGGAGCGUGGAAAAGCCCUUGAGGCCCAGAGGAGGGAAUACCAGCAGGCUGUGCUGGAGAUGGCUCAGAGGCGGAGGGAGCAGCCUGCUGCCCAUGACGGAGAACUUCACCACCAGCAGCCCAAACAGGAAGAUCAAGCAGGAAAAGUUGCUGUGGAGGAAAAUGCCCCAGCGCCAAAUCAUCUGCCCGCCGAACCACCGCAGAAUCUUCCGGCGCACACUUGAACAAACGCACACAUCCACUCAUUUCACAUGCACUGAUAUACAAACGACUUGCACAGAUGACCUGACUUCCGUCCUCCAUGUGACGUUUCCAGCGUGACGCCGACUAGUUGCUUAUCGUGAUUGCCAUUAGCAGCUAUUUGACAUCAAGUGGUCUUAAGUAAUGUUACAAAGUGAAGAAUUGUCUAUGAAACUAUUUGAAGUUUUCUUUUGCUGUGUUGUUUAAUUACGGAUGGCUGUAAUUUUAAAUAAAUUCUUAAUUU